UACUGCGGCGACUGGAAGGGAGGCCUGUGGGAGGGCCGGGGAACGCUCGAGCGGCCAAACGGCGACCGCUACAUAGGCGACUUUGUGGCAGGCAAGAGGGAUGGCAAGGGCACGCUUUGGGUGAAGGCGGGCGAAAUGCGCAAGCGCUACACGGGCGACUGGCAGGGCGACCUGCCUCACGGGCAGGGCACCUAUGUUUAUCGAGACGGUGGGGCGACGUACACCGGCUCGUGGCAAAAGGGGGUCAGGCAUGGCAAAGGGGCGCAUCGGUCGGAGGCAGGCGUGUACGAGGGCGAGUGGUUCAACAACCGCAGGCACGGCUUUGGUGUGCUCGACCUGCCCAACGGUGACCACUUUGAGGGCACGUGGGUGGAGGACGAGAGGGAAGGCGAGGGCGUCUACUUUUACUACGACGCGGAAAAGAAGGCGCACACCCGUCGCUACGACGGUGAGUGGGUGAGCGGC
Emiliania huxleyi CCMP1516 is the source of this 465-nucleotide messenger RNA. RefSeq lists its product as hypothetical. The record is from RefSeq and is a predicted model, not a curated record. Gene Ontology annotation, cellular component: cytosol. NCBI's taxonomy places the organism in Eukaryota, Haptophyta, Isochrysidales, Noelaerhabdaceae. The transcript has 2 exons. The annotation marks the transcript as partial.